Acaromyces ingoldii is the source of this 701-nucleotide messenger RNA. RefSeq lists its product as hypothetical. The transcript has 4 exons. Lineage: Eukaryota; Fungi; Basidiomycota; Exobasidiomycetes; Exobasidiales; Cryptobasidiaceae. Gene Ontology annotation, cellular component: mitochondrial intermembrane space. Gene Ontology annotation, molecular function: zinc ion binding. Gene Ontology annotation, biological process: protein import into mitochondrial intermembrane space. Bases 110 to 604 code for a protein of 164 amino acids. The record is from RefSeq and is a predicted model, not a curated record.
AUCUCACGAAUACGACAGCACGCCUCUUUUUCCUUCUCUUCGCUCGAGUGCCGACAGGUGCCUCAACUUUCAUACCAGAGGUGAAGCAGCACAGGCCUGACACACGACUAUGUGCAAGCACAUCCUCAACGCCCAGGUCACGAUCCGGGCACCGUGCUGCCAGCGGUUCUUCGACUGUCCGCAGUGUCACGCCGAGUCAGCCGAUCACCCGCUGGGCAAGACGACCGAGAUGGCGUUUCUGUGUAAGAAGUGCAAACGCGCCUUUCGCAAAGAUCUGACUGUCUUUGAGGACGGCGACGAAUACUGCCCACAUUGCGACAACCAUUAUGUGAUUGAGGCAAAGACGCCGGCGCCCAUGUUGGGAAUCGAGGGAGAGGAUGCUCGGGUCGAUAAUCGCAUGCUCAAAGACGAUCGAAUGCGAUAUGACCCCCGACGCGAUUGGCAGGCACGAGACCAGGCAGCCCAGGAGUCAGACCGCGUCGACCAAGGGGGCUGGCAAAAGGCUCUCCAAGAGCGGGACAGUGCACUUGUUCCGACCGACGCACGAAAUGCAGACGGGGAAAAGAUCAUGGACCUCGUUGACGAGGAUCUCGACUGGAGCUAAUGCUAGACGGGGAUCUAUUGCUGUAAUAUAUUAUCACGAGGCUAGCAGGUCAGAAGCCGAACGAGUCCAUGCUGAACUCUUGAGCGCCCUGCUGUUG